Chara braunii is the source of this 4153-nucleotide messenger RNA. NCBI's taxonomy places the organism in Eukaryota, Viridiplantae, Streptophyta, Charophyceae, Charales, Characeae. The record is from the annotation of a GenBank genome assembly.
GUCAAUUGAUUAGUUGAUUGCCACGUGGAGUGAUUUGUUGAUUGACACGUGGAUUGAUUGGUUGAUGGAUUGAUUGAGGUUGAACAGGUAUAUCAAUUCUUCUCUUUUUCUACAAAGAAAAAAAGAUAAAAAGAUGAAGUCCAGGGAUCAUCUCGUCAGGACUCGCCUGCGGAGGACACUUGGAGCGAAUGCUGCGAAGAAAGGGACAGUGAAGCUGGCACCACUGAUUCGGAAAAGAAUAGACAGGGGCAGAGAACUCAGAGGAGGAGGAGGAGCAGGAGAGGGAGGAGGGAGAGGAGGGGGAGGAGGAUGUGGAGGAAAGAGAGCGAGCAAGGUCCAUGUGGUUGGUGGCCCAGUGGGGAAGCCCAAGCCGUUGAUUGGAAUGAAUAUCCGCUACACGAGGGAAGGGGCAAUUGUGGAGUUAUCUGACAAGAAGUCAGUGGUUGCAAUUGAUGGCUGUGCUCGGGUCAAGCUGGUGGAAGGAGAAGCUUCGAUCCAUGGUUUCCAAUUAAGGAAAGGCAAGGAUGUCACCGUCACGUCGAAUGCCAAGAUCGCCAGUGCUGUGGUGAUCAAUAAUGGAAUUUCUUUCGCCAACCCAAACAUUUUGCACGAGUGCGAUGUCACAGCGACUCCUAGUUCCACUGCCUGCGAUUGCUACAACUUCAAGAAAACUGUUCUGGAAGUGCGCUCAUUGCACGACCGUGAAGAGGAGGACCAGGAAUGCGCUGCCGGAGACCGCAGCUGUCAACUUGGUUUUCAAUUGGUAUCAGGAAGAGGGUGCGGUGAACUCUUAGGAGAAACAGUGCCUAGUGAUGAGAGAAUGCCUAAUCGUAGUUGGCCUACAACCAUCAUUCCCAGGAGCUGGUGUGAAGCUGCACAAGAGGUCUGCUCCUACAACACAAGGGGAAAAGACAAUAUGAGUGGAUGUCAGCAAUUUCCAGCACCAAUUGUUACAGUUUGUGGACCGAACGGUUCAGGAAAGUCAACGAUUGGAAGGCUGUUAGUCAACAGUCUGCUCAAUGUGUACCCCAAGGUGGCAUACCUGGACACAGACUUGGGACAACCUGAGUUCACAGUACCUGGUUGCUUGUCUCUGCAUGUUCUUCAUGAACCUUUCUAUGGGCCUCCAUACAUGCAUCUUCGCAAACCAGAGAGGUUCUACUUCUAUGGAGAUGUGUCUCCUUCUGGAGAUCCCAUUAGGUACCUGUAUUACAUCUUUGCCCUUUACAGGCAUUUCCGGGAGGUCAUCUGCGCGUCUCACGGAACAAGUGGUGGUUUGAGAAAGAGUGAGGCUAUUCCACUUGUUAUCAAUACUCAUGGUUGGAUUCGAGGCAUUGGCUUUGAAAUGCUGGUGGACAUCUUGCGAUACAUUUCUCCGACGCACGUGUUUCAAAUGGAAAGAGGAACCAUUUGUCAACAGCAAAGAUGGCAUGAUCCCGGCAAAUUACUGCCCAGGGGCAAAUUCUGGUGCGAUCCGGAGAAUUCUGGAGACGAGGGAGAGUAUUUACACGUGAAACAGGUCUACCUGACCUUGAGAUUUUCCCUCCUGAGUGCGAGAAAGGGCCAUUCCAGUGAAUAUCUGAGAAAUCUGAGGCUUCUUGCGUUCUGGGAAUCCUUGACGGGACGAAGGCAAAGCUCCGAGUACCCAUUUAACCUAGAGGCUGCGUUUCAAUUGACAGCAGAGCGACUGACCAUGCACCGACCAUACCACGCUCCCCUUGCAGCUUUGAAGUUUCAGCAUGCGCUGAUGCAGAUUCCGGAAAAAGACAUUCUUUAUGCAGCGAAUGGAAGAUUGAUCGGGUUGGUGUACGAUGGGGCUGAUGUGCAUGCACAUGCACAGCAGGGCACAAGGCAAGCAGCAAGCCGCAGGGGCGGCCAAGCAGGCAAAGCGGCAAAGGAUGGCGAGCAGCUAAACCGCCCGGUAAGCAGCAGCAAGGCAGGCAACAAGGCACAGCUGGGGUUGGGUGGGCUGUUGAACGGUAAGUACUCCUCGUGCGCUCCUUGUUAUGAUGAUGCUAAAGAGUUUGACCCACUCGAGUGCUCCUCGACGACCACCAGGAUUCUGCUCGUAGCCAAGCAUGCGUACAUCGGCGCCCUGUUCUUGAACUCAAAGAGCGGAUGCCAGACGUGGUUGAGCCACCUGGCAACCUCUCACGGUGUCGACGUACCGGACUUGAAGGACAAAAUCACAUGGGAGAAACCGACAAGGCUGUGGAAGAAGCGGUUCAUCGUCGACGACGCGCCGGCACUCGCCAUCAACCGUUUGUUCACCAUGUCACAGGGCAACACUGCAACACGGGAUUGGCUCACGGAGUGGCAGAACAUUGCGGAGGUGCCCAAUCUGGAAUUGGCAUUCACGCAUCUACGUCGCGAGUUCUACAACAGGUCCUGUGCGGCAUUGAGCCAGGCUCUUGGUGAUUGCGAGCAGUACUCAACCUUCGCUGAGAUCAUUGACAAGGCGAGGGAAAUCAUCAAGACCAACAGGUCAGCUGCACAUGAGAGGUCAACAUGGCCGCCGACCUAUGUGGAGAAGGUACGAACUGGUCCGCGACAUCAGCACUUACUGCAGUCCAGUCGGACAGUGGAGAUAACCCAGCAGCCACUCCAGCAUCAAGUGACGGAGAUCAGGUGGCUGCUGUCCAGCCGCGAAGCAACAACAAGUCCCGCAACAAUGGGAAGGCAAAAUCCGCAUCGCAGGCCGGAAAUGGACAGCCAGUACAAGUUCCAUGGGUCAAUACCAGCUCCGUUGAUGGACACCGGAGUAGAGGUUGUCGACCUUCACGCUUACAUUGCGAAGAUCGACCGCGAGUUCAAGAUGCAACGGUACGACGACAUCGACGCACCAUUGCUAUAUGUACGCAUUCAGAUCGGAGAGGUGACCUGCAACGCCUUGAUCGAUUGCGGAGCAUCUCGCAACUACAUCAGCCAGGACUUCAUGGUGCGCGCCAGCCUUGGCCCACGCGUCCGGAGGAAGUCCCAGCCGAUGCAAGUCACGUUGGCGGACGGUCACACGCACAAGUCCAUCGACCGGUGCAUUGACAACGUCCUAGUGUACUUUGCCCCUCACGCAAGUGAGGCGGUGUCCUUUGGCAUUCUGGACACCAAAUUCAACAUGAUCUUGGGCAUGUCAUGGCUGCGAAGCGAGGAUCACCCGUACAAAGCAAACCGCGACAAGUGCGAGUUCGCACAACAGGAGCUGGAGUACUUGGGACACAAUGUGACGCCGCAAGGCAUCCGUCCGCUUGCGGACAAGAUCGAGGCCCUACGAGUAUGGCCCGAGCCCACCAACACCACAGACGUUCGUUCAUUCAUGGGGUUGGCGGGCUACUAUCAGCGAUUCAUCACCGGAUACUCCAGGAUUGUUGCACCUAUGAUGAGGUCACAGUCGCCAAAGGUGCCAUUUGUAUUCGAUGACGACGCACGCCGGUCAUUCCAUGCACUUAAGGCGACUAUGCUCAUGGCACCCGUCCUUAGCAUCUAUGACCCCACCCUGCCGACGCGAGUGACUACGGACGCUUCCGGCUAUGGCAUUGGGGCAGUCUUGGAACAGCACGACGGCGACGACUGGCACCCUGUGGAGUAUUUCAGCCACAAAGUGCCUCCCAUCAACUCGCUUGAUGAUGCAAGGAAGAAGGAGCUGCUCGCAUUCGUGAUGGCUCUCAAGCGCUGGUGGCACUUCCUCCUUGGGUGUCGUAGGCUCACAUGGGUCACAGACAACAAUCCAUUGACCUACUACAAGACGCAGGACACAGUGAGCAGCACGAUCGCACGAUGGAUGUACUUCAUCGACCAAUUUGACUUCACACCGAAACAUGUCCCCGGCCUCUCCAAUCGUGCAGCAGAUGCACUCUCGCGAAGACCUGAUCUUUGCGCUAUGACACAUCAUGCCUUCGCAUUCGACGAGGAGCUUUAACGACACUUCAUCCGGGCAUAUCAGUCUGAUCCGGACUUCGACACGCUCUAUGCACAGCUAUCUUCGGAUCACCCGCCGGCCAGCCGUUACCGCAUUGCCGACGGGUACUUGCUCCUCCACUCGAGAGGCAAGGACUUACUAUGUGUCCCACGCGACCGUUGUCUUCGGACUCGCCUCCUCGGCGAGUACCAUGAUCCACGACUCGCCAACCAUUUUGGAGUCAACCGCACUAUUGCACAG